Messenger RNA from Lampris incognitus (smalleye Pacific opah), 2785 nucleotides. RefSeq names its product transcription factor MafB-like. Gene Ontology annotation, biological process: regulation of transcription by RNA polymerase II. Bases 1109 to 2089 code for a protein of 326 amino acids. The record is from RefSeq and is a predicted model, not a curated record. Gene Ontology annotation, molecular function: RNA polymerase II cis-regulatory region sequence-specific DNA binding; DNA-binding transcription factor activity, RNA polymerase II-specific. The transcript has a single exon. Gene Ontology annotation, cellular component: nucleus. NCBI's taxonomy places the organism in Eukaryota, Metazoa, Chordata, Actinopteri, Lampriformes, Lampridae.
GAUCAAUAAAUCUUUAUUUAUAUUGCACAUUUCAUACAGUAGCUGCCGCCCAAUGUGUUGCACAUGACCAAAUAAACAAUUCGACAAAAACAAAACCAAACAAGCAGAGGUGAUCAAAGGCACAAAAAAACAACAACAAAUAAAAGACUAAAAGUAAAAGCAAGGCUAAAAAAGCUGUCUUGAGUUGUAUUUCAAAAUGUCCACAGAGGUGGACUCCCUCGCAGACUGUUCCAGCCAUUGUGGCCCUUAUGACUAAAAACGUGGAGUAUAGUCAUUAUAAUAGUAGUAGUAGUAGUAAUGAUGAUGAUGAUAACAAACAAGGGUUGCUUCAGCACAGAUGAAAAUAUGAAUUAAAAAAAGUAUAAAAGACUGAAGACACAGAUGAUUUAGGACAUCAGUGUUUGAUUAUUGUUGUAAUUAUUAUAAUUAUUAUUAUUCAUCGUUCUCCCAGGGUUUAUGGUGGGCUUAUUUGCUUCCAGAAUGUGUCAAUUCACCGUCAAAAAUCAUCUUAUUUCUUCCCCAUAUAUACGGAAAAGCCGUGACUUUUAAAAACCUCCGGGUAAGACAAUUUCAAGAUAAUUUCAAGUCUGCGCGAUAUCGGCCAGGAUUUUGUCAAACUGUAAAGUCACGUUUAGUCAAUGGAGACACGCAGUUUUAUGCAAAUCGCCCUGCUCAACGUGUGUUCAUUGGAGAGUAGCGCGGAGGUGUACACCCGUGACAUGUCAGCGCAGCCUUAUGAAGAAAGUGCGCUUUGAGGCAGAGGUGAUUCACACACUGGAUCCCGCAGUCUUGACAUCUCUAGUGGAUUAAGUUUUUUGGCCUCGCAGCGCGUAUAGCUCGCAUAUUACAGAUGGCUAACUAGUUCAUAAAUAGCAUAAGGUGGAAGCCUUUUUUUUCUUAAAAAAAACAAAAUUGUAAAAGCCUUUCAAGCACGGUUGUUUUUCCUCCGUCGGCUUAUUUCGUACAGCCUGUUUUUCGGGAAUUAUUCAUUUUGCCAUCGUCGUCAUCUUCAUCAUCAUCAUCACCAAAGUGCUGUCAUCACAUUUGACUGCAUGAACUAGGCUGUAGUCGUGGGCAUUUUGAACUGUCAGAAGUGGCGAAGUUGCCAAUGAACGCGGAGGGUUCACAUUUGGGACUUCCGAAAAACCCCAUGGAUUUCGUCCAUGAGUUCGACCUAAUGAAGUUCGGCGUCAAGAAGGAGACCAUGCACGGGAUCGAUCGCUCCUUCAUCGGGCCGUGCAGUCAGCUUCAGAGGCCGGACUCGGUUUCCUCGACCCCCGGCAGCACGCCGUGCAAUUCUGUACCGUCGUCACCGAACCUCAAUCCCAACGAGCGGAGAAAUGACUCCGGCGGCGAGCAAUUCUGGAUAUCGAACAACGACGGCUACUCCCACCAAAUGUACCCUCAGGCUUUCGGUCUGACACCCGAGGACGCGGUGGAGGCCCUCAUCGGCACCGCCACCGCGGCGCAGAACCACACGUCCGCGCCCCACGGCCAGCAACCACCCUUCCAGUCGGAGUUCGAGGGGUACAUGGGAAACGAGCACAUCCAUUACCCUGGACUCCUCCGUCAGCCGGACGCCCUCACGGAGAUGCACGGUGUCUGUGAGGAGCAGUUCCGCAAGGAGGACCUCACCGGCUCGUCUCCCCACUCACCGGAGUCCCAACAAGUCCUGGGCGCCCACCAACACCACCACCAACACAACCACCGCCACGACAGACGGCCCGGCGCAGAGCUCCACCACUUCUCCGACGACCAACUGGUCUCCAUGUCCGUCCGGGAGCUGAACCGCCACCUCCGGGGCCUGGGUAAGGAGGAGGUGACGCGGCUGAAGCAGAGGCGGCGCACGCUGAAGAACCGCGGUUACGCGCAGUCGUGCCGCUCCAAGCGCGUGCAGCAAAAGCACGUGCUGGAGCACGAGAAGAGCAGCCUGGCGACGCAGGUGGAGCAGCUGCAGCGCGAGCUCGGCCGGCUGGCGCGCGAGCGGGACGCGUACAAGCGCCGGUGCGAGACGCUGAGCGGCGCGGGCAGCUUCCGCGAGACCGGAUCGACGAGCGACAGCCCGUCGUCGCCGGAGUACCUGGUGUGAGGGAGGGGGGUGUUUAUGUUGUUUUGUUGUUUUUUGUUGUUGUUGUUUAUUUUUAUGCUAUUUUCUGAGGUUAGGCGUACGUUGACAGGUCGGUCUCGUACUCUUACACGAAUGAACGAAUUAUCGUCGUCGUCGAUUGUGUCCGUGACGCGGGGAGUUGUGAUCGCAAACAAAUCAGCCGGAGACAUGCAUGCAGGACAUGUAUGGGACUUCUUGUUUAUUUUAUUUUGUACAUAUGCCUGUCUCAUUCUGUCUGAAUGGAAAUACUUGAAAUUAUUAUCCAUCAGAGAUUAUCCACUUUAUUGUCUUCUUGGAUUUUUCGGCUCCGAUAUGAAAUACUUCUUGACUUUAUGCAAAUGAUUGUGGUUUUGCUUUGCUCGUUUUUUAAACUCUAUUAGUCUGCUCACGGUAUCUGAAAAUAGAUAGAACCACAAAUUAAAAUUCCUUCUUUUUUGUAAUGAAACUGAUGAUUCUGCUGUGCGGAUUUCUCCCUGUUUUGUUUUCUUUCUGAGAUUGCUGACAAAUAUGCAGGAAAGAAAUGGAAGUUGUCCCCCCCCCUCAGUAUUGACAGGCAUUGUUUUGUAUUUAAAUUGUUUUUCAUCUACUCUGGAUCAAUAAAGCCGUUGUGACUUUGUAAGUUUGUGUCUCAGCCUAUCAGCUGGCAGUGUUGCUCUCCAGAAGAAUCAAUCUUUACAA